This is a messenger RNA of Drosophila yakuba, 492 nucleotides long. RefSeq lists its product as uncharacterized. Lineage: Eukaryota; Metazoa; Arthropoda; Insecta; Diptera; Drosophilidae. The transcript has a single exon. Bases 58 to 288 code for a protein of 76 amino acids. The record is from RefSeq and is a predicted model, not a curated record.
ACGUUGAACAGCCAAGAUCAGUCUACCAAACAAGCAACAAUCCAACUAAACAGCAAAAUGGCCUACGAAACUCUGAUGAACACCACCACCACCUACAGUCCUGUCUGCCAGAAGAAGACCUACACCCCCGCCAAGGCCAUGAGGAAGAUCUUCAAGGUGGCCUGCAAACUCUUCAAGGCAUCGGGUCACCAGCAACUGAAGGAGCUCCCACUCCCCACGCCCACCUCCGAUGAGGAGCUGCAGAACUCGCAGAACGAGAAACUGGAAGCCGAGCUCGUCCAACUGUGAUGUAGGAAAAUGGGAAAUCCGAAAAUGGGAAAACCCACUUCCCAAUCAGCUUUAAAGACUCCAACGGAAUCGGUCUCUAAACAUCCGCAACAGCUUUAACUCUCCACACUGUGCAAGUGGACAUUUUAAAAUGCAUAAAUAUCCAGCUUUAAUCAUUGUCUUCCAUCUAUGUUUAAGAGUAUGAAUAAAUACAUAAUAUUAAUA